Messenger RNA from Mobula hypostoma (lesser devil ray), 4396 nucleotides. RefSeq names its product NCK-associated protein 1 (gene nckap1). The transcript has 32 exons. Lineage: Eukaryota; Metazoa; Chordata; Chondrichthyes; Myliobatiformes; Myliobatidae. The record is from RefSeq and is a predicted model, not a curated record. Bases 171 to 3575 code for a protein of 1134 amino acids. Gene Ontology annotation, cellular component: SCAR complex. Gene Ontology annotation, biological process: neuron projection morphogenesis; cell morphogenesis; cortical actin cytoskeleton organization.
CCAGGUCCACCACCUAGAGAAGGAGCUGACGGCGAGGGCGGGGCGGGGCGCGCUGCUGCUGUGCGUCGAUGGAGGAUUCGCCCUCUCAUUAGCCUCGGCCCGUGAUCGAAAACCACUCUUCUUUUCUGGGCUGGGGGGAAGAAAACGGCCAGCCGACGCGACCUCGCACCAUGUCCCGCGCCGUGAUGUCGAGCCAGCAGAAGAUCGCAGAGAAGCUGACAAUCCUGAACGACAGGGGGAUUGGUAUGCUGACCCGAAUUUAUAACAUCAAAAAGCAAGGACAAGUUUGGAAGGCUUGUGGAGAUCCAAAGGCAAAGCCAUCAUAUUUAAUUGACAAAAACUUGGAAUCUGCUGUCAAAUACAUCGUCAAAAAGUUUCCGGUUGUUGAUACUCGCAACAACAGUCAACAGUUGUCACAACUGCAUAAGGAAAAGCAGGAAAUUCUAAAGAAUCUGGCACUUUAUUAUUUCACAUUUGUUGAUGUCAUGGAGUUCAAGGAUCAUGUCAGUGAAUUACUGAACACCAUAGAUGCUUGUCAAGUUUUCUUUGAUAUUACUGUCAAUUUUGAUUUAACCAAAAAUUAUUUGGACUUGGUCGUAACUUAUACAACACUAAUGAUUAUGGUAUCCCGAAUUGAAGAGCGGAAGGCAAUAGUAGGACUCUACAAUUAUGCACAUGAAAUGUUGCAUGGAGCAAGUGAUCGUGAGUAUCCAAGACUUGGGCAGAUGAUUGUGGACUAUGAAAACCCCUUAAAGAAAAUGAUGGAAGAAUUUGUACCACACAGUAAAUCUUUGUCGGAUGCACUAAUUUCACUCCACAUGGUUUAUCCUCGACGGAACCUUUCAGCAGAACAAUGGAGAAAUGCUCAGUUAUUAAGUCUGAUCAGUGCUCCCAGCACCAUGCUUAAUCCUGCACAAUCUGACACGAUGCCAUGUGAAUACCUUUCUUUGGACACAAUGGAAAAAUGGAUUGUUUUUGGCUUUAUCCUGUGCCAUGGAAACCUGAACACGGAUUCAGCAGCUCUAAACCUGUGGAAAAUUGCACUGCAGAGCAGUUCCUGUCUUGCUCUAUUCAGAGAUGAAGUAUUCCAUGUUCACAAAGUUGCAGAAGACUUGUUCAUGAACAUAAAAGGUUACAACAAACGCAUAGCUGAUAUUCGCGAAUGUCGGGAGACUGCAUUAUCACAUGCUGGACCACUUCAUAGAGAACGACGCAAGUUUUUGCGGUCUGCCUUAAAAGAGCUAGCCACUGUUCUUGCUGACCAACCUGGAUUACUUGGUCCAAAGGCACUCUUUGUCUUCAUGGCUCUAUCUUUUGCACGUGAUGAAAUUAUCUGGCUGCUUCGUCAUGCAGAUAACAUUCCAAGAACAAGAAACAGUGAUGAUUUUAUUGAUAAGCACAUUGCUGAACUGAUCUAUUACAUGGAAGAACUCAGAGCACAUGUGCGCAAAUAUGGACCAGUGAUGCAGCGGUAUUAUGUCCAGUAUCUCUCUGGCUUUGAUGCAGUGGUGCUGAAUGAACUUGUGCAGAAUCUCUCUGUGUGUCCUGAAGAUGAAUCCAUCAUUAUGUCCUCCUUUGUGAACACUAUGACUUCUUUAAGUGUAAAACAAGUGGAAGAUGGAGAAGUAUUUGACUUCAGAGGAAUGAGACUAGACUGGUUUAGGCUGCAGGCUUAUACCAGUGUUUCCAAGGCUUCUCUUAAUCUAUCAGAUCACAAAGAGUUAGGAAAAAUGAUGAACACUAUUAUUUUUCACACAAAAAUGGUAGAUUCUUUGGUUGAAAUGCUGGUGGAAACUUCGGAUCUUUCAAUUUUCUGCUUUUACAGUCGUGCUUUUGAAAAGAUGUUUCAUCAGUGUUUGGAAUUGCCCUCUCAAUCACGAUAUUCAAUUGCUUUUCCACUGGUUUGCACUCAUUUCAUGAGCUGCACUCAUGAAUUGUGUCCUGAAGAGAGGCAUCACAUUGGAGAUCGUAGUCUCUCACUGUGCAACAUGUUCCUUGACGAGAUGGCUAAGCAAGCCCGCAACCUUAUUACAGAUAUAUGCACAGAGCAGUGCACUCUUAGUGAUCAGUUAUUGCCAAAGCAUUGUGCCAAGACCAUCAGUCAAGCAGUGAAUAAAAAGUCCAAAAAGCAAACUGGAAAGAAAGGGGAGCCUGAAAGGGAGAAACCUGGAGUAGAGAGCAUGAGAAAGAACAGGCUACUGGUUACCAAUUUGGAUAAACUGCACACUGCUCUCUCUGAGCUUUGUUUCUCUAUCAAUUAUGUUCCUAAUUUAGUAGUUUGGGAGCAUACUUUUACACCUCGAGAAUAUCUUACUUCGCAUCUGGAAAUCCGCUUCACUAAGUCAAUUGUGGGAAUGACAAUGUACAAUCAAGCUACACAAGAGAUUGCUAAGCCUUCUGAGCUUCUGACAAGUGUGAAAGCUUACAUGACUGUACUUCAAUCCAUAGAAAAUUAUGUGCAGAUUGAUAUUACCAGAGUUUUCAACAAUGUCCUUCUUCAGCAGACACAGCAUUUAGAUAGUCAUGGUGAACCUACCAUAACCAGUUUAUACACUAAUUGGUAUCUGGAAACUCUUCUGCGACAAGUGAGCAAUGGGCACAUUGCAUACUUUCCAGCUAUGAAGGCGUUUGUCAAUCUGCCCACUGAGAGUGAACUGACAUUUAAUGCAGAAGAAUAUUCAGACAUCUCUGAAAUGAGAGCUCUUUCUGAACUUUUGGGUCCAUAUGGAAUGAAGUUUCUCAGUGAAAGCCUGAUGUGGCACAUUUCUUCACAAGUGGCUGAACUCAAGAAACUAGUAGUAGAGAAUGUUGAUGUGCUUACACAAAUGAGGACGAGCUUUGACAAGCCAGACCAGAUGGCAGCACUCUUCAAAAGAUUAACAUCGGUUGACAGUGUAUUGAAGAGGAUGACAAUAAUUGGUGUUAUCUUAUCAUUCCGUUCAUUGGCACAGGAAGCACUUAGAGAUGUUCUGUCGUGCCACAUUCCUUUUCUUGUUAGUUCAGUUGAAGAUUUCAAGGAUCACAUUCCAAGAGAGACAGAUAUGAAGGUUGCAAUGAAUGUGUAUGAACUCUCUUCAGCAUCUGGUUUGCCUUGUGAAAUUGACCCAGCACUAGUGGUUGCGCUGUCAUCACAGAAGUCAGAGAAUAUUAGCCCAGAGGAAGAAUAUAAAAUUGCCUGCCUCCUGAUGGUGUUCGUUGCUGUAUCUCUUCCUACUCUAGCCAGUAACGUCAUGUCCCAAUAUAGUCCUGCUAUUGAAGGACAUUGUAACAACAUUCAUUGUUUGGCCAAAGCUAUAAAUCAGAUUGCUGCUGCCUUGUUCACCAUUCAUAAAGGAAGCAUUGAAGAUCGUCUUAAAGAAUUCCUUGCUCUUGCAUCUUCAAGUUUGUUAAAAAUUGGGCAAGAGACUGACAAGACCACUACCAGAAACAGAGAAUCUGUUUACCUUCUGCUUGACAUGAUUGUUCAAGAGUCUCCUUUUCUGACAAUGGAUCUGCUGGAAUCAUGUUUUCCCUAUGUCCUCCUGAGAAAUGCAUACCAUGCUGUCUACAAGCAAAGUGUUACAUCUUCUGCCUAAGUUGGAAUUUGGUGAAGGCAAAAUUCAAAUUAACUUCAUGUUCUGCAGUACAGGUUUACAGACUAAUGACUGUAGAAAUAUUUCACUUUAGCCUAAAAAGCAGUUAUGAAAUUAUCAUUUUUCAUAGACAUACAUUGUAUACCAGUGUUUUUUAAGUUGAUAUUGAUAUGCUUGAUUGAUUUGCUGCAUAGUGGCAAAACUGGUUUCAGUUAAAUAGCAGCUAUAUUUGUUAUAAUUACACUACGAUGUUGGUUGAGUUUUAAAAUUAUUUGUGCAAAAGAAACAGCUGUUUUAAAAACACCUUAAAGCUGUUAAAAUGCAGAGGAAAAUUUAUAUAAUCACUAUUUGGAGAUGAUCUGGCUUCCUUCUGUGUAAAUUACUUCACUUCAGACAAUGCAAGAAAAGAUUUAUACCUAUCAUUCUUCAUUGAUGGUAAAUGGAAUAAAUGGUUUAUUAGUUGCAUAUAUUUGGAUUUAACACAAUAGUUAUAUUUCCUUUAAUUUUAAACAAUAUUACUCUGAAAUACACUGUAAUAUCUACAAAUUCUGUAGGAAUGCUGAAAUCUCCAAAAACAAUUCUAGCAAUCCACUGCAAAAUACUCGGAACAAAUGUGAUGUUUGUAUAAAGCAUAGUAUAAUUUUUUUUUAUAAAACUAACUUCAGUGGAGAGCUUGUUGAAUUUCACACUAUCAUUGUACCCUGUUGUACGCUAUCACUGUAUGAAUAUUUAUCUCAUAAGAUGGCAGCCCUUAAGCUUUUUUAUAUGUUUUACAUUUUUCAAGUUUGUGUAUCUUCCAUAAUGAAUAAUAAAACGCCAGGUUA